Molecule: messenger RNA, 1683 nt
Organism: Paraglomus occultum
Lineage: Eukaryota; Fungi; Glomeromycota; Glomeromycetes; Paraglomerales; Paraglomeraceae
Source: the annotation of a GenBank genome assembly
AUGUCAGUACAGUCUAGUAACUAUUCGACAAAUGGGAAUGCGGAAGUCGCGACUGGCCCGUCUGCUUCACAAAAUACUGGAGCAGUUCAGUCAUUAAAAACAUAUUUAUCGAACAAAGACUACAAAUUCUAUCUGUGUCUGUCUGCCACUAUUGCAUUAGUUGUAAAAAAUAAAGAAGAUGUUGUAGAAUACGAAAAAUUUACUGCCGAACAAAUAGAAGCUUUGCCAGCGGAGAAACGCAUUGACGCCGCACAGUCGUUAAAAAACCGCGGCAAUUCAGCGUUUGGAGCCAAACAAUACGGCAAAGCCAUUGACCUGUAUACAGCUGCGCUGGCUUUCAACAAAGACGCUAUAUAUUACAGUAAUCGUGCAGCAUGUUAUUUUCACACCAAACAAUAUGAAAAGACAAUAAAUGACUGUAACGAAGCAUUGGUUAUUGAUAAACAUUACAUAAAGGCUUUGAACAGACGCGCAUCUGCUUAUGAGCUUACAAAACAGCAUCGUAUAGCUUUGAACGACUACACCGCUUCAUGCAUCAUCGAAAACUUUAAAACUGAUAGUUCAGCAGAAGCUAUCGAAAGGCUAUCAAAGUUGGUUGCUCAGGAAGAAGCACGUGAAAUGAUGGUGAAUCGACCGAGUCGUCUACCAUCAUCCAAAUAUGUUACGAGAUAUUUUGAUGCCUAUGGGAUAGCAGACAAACGUCGACGCGCCGAUAAAAGUACGAACGGCGAAAUAUCUUUGGAUUCCGAGAACAAAGGCGAAGAACAUUAUGAGAAAGCAAUGCAAUACGUACGACAACACAAGUGGCAGGAGGCCAUGGAAGCUUUUGAUAAAGCUGUCGAAUUAGGCUGUUCGCACAUGGCUGAGGCUUAUGAAUACAGAGGAUCAUUCUACUUUUUGUGUGCGUGCACCGAUAAAGCGUUGGCAGAUCUGAACAAAGCACUUGAACUGAAACCAGAUUUGACUAGAGCUCACUUGAAGAAGGCUACUAUAUACAUGGAGCAAAACAAAGUCGAAGAAGCAAAUUCAGAAUUCGAGACGGCAAUACGCAAAGAUCCCAACAAUCCAGACAUAUACUAUCACAGGGGCCAAGUUAACUUUGUGACUAAUAAACUCGAGGACGCCAUCAAGGACUACGAAAAGAGCAUCCAACUUUAUGAUAAGUAUUUAUAUACGCACGUUCAACUGGGCUUGGCAAAAUACCGACUUGGUUUAAUCGAGGACGGCUAUAGCAUACUCGAAAAGUGUCUGGAGAAAUUUGGUGAAUCUCCCGAUAUUCAUAAUUUUCUCGGAGAAUUGUGUUACGAUUUACAACGCUUUGACGAUGCGCUAGCACACUUUGAGAAAGCAAUAUCGUUGGGCGCCGAUGAUGCAGCUCCAUACGUCAAUAAGGCUUUGUUAUGUCUCCAAAAGCAAGAUCCUGCUCAAGCGGAAGAGUUUUGUCACAAGGCAUUGGAAAUCGAUCCCGAGAGCGAUGUUGCACUCAAUGCAAUGAGUCAAAUUUUUCAUACGCAAAAUAAAGUCGAAGAGGCGCUUACGUAUAUGAUAAGAGCCGUAGAUUUGGCGAGAACUGAAGAUGAACUUGCUGCGGCCUUACAAUAUGUAGAGAUUGCAAAGGCACAACUUGAAUUCCAACGCAACUAUCCUGAACGGGCAAACGAACUCAAUAUGAGACGAUAUUGA